Erythranthe guttata (spotted monkey flower) is the source of this 2051-nucleotide messenger RNA. Lineage: Eukaryota; Viridiplantae; Streptophyta; Magnoliopsida; Lamiales; Phrymaceae. The record is from RefSeq and is a predicted model, not a curated record.
CAACUAACAGAUUAAUCUUUUUUUUGAAGCUGGAAGCCUAAAAAAAAUUAGUGGUAUUAAAUAGAUGUGUAUGUGAACAUCAUGAUCAAUAAUUAAUAAUAUGUAUAUUCGGGAAUAACUUGCGCUGCUAUACAUUGUAGACGUGGUGUGACAGAUCUUCCCAAAUGAGUCAACUAGACCCUGUUUUGGCAAUUACUCAACUCGAUCUCUUGUUAUUCUUUAAUUUCAGCUAAUUAAUCAUCUAAAUCUCUACUUUCUAUCUAUCUAUAUUGCUUCUUCUUCUUCUCCAGGUUCUCUUCUUCAAUAUCUCAACAUGACACAAAAUUUCGACAGCAGAGCAUGGCCCUAUAUUAUUAUUAUCAGCUCCUUGUUACUCGUUUUUGCCUUUCUUGCAAAAAAAAAUAAGAAAUCUGCAACGUAUUCAAAGUUACCUCCUGGAAGAAGAGGUUGGCCCAUCAUAGGUGAUAGCAUCAGCUGGUACAAUGCUGUUGCUAGUUCACAUCCCCCCGCUUUUGUCGAGAAACAAGUUCAAAGGUUUGGCAAGAUAUUCUCGUGCAGUCUAUUCGGUAAAUGGGCAGUUGUAUCGGCAGAUCCAGCGUUCAACCGAUUUGUGAUGCAAAACGAAGGGAAACUAUUCCAGUCUAGCUAUCCAAAAUCAUUCAGAGAUGUUGUGGGUAAAAAUGGUGUGAUCACAGCACAGGGUGACCAGCAAAGGAAACUUCACUCCAUCGCCUCAAAUAUGAUGCGCCUCGACAAGCUCAAGUUCCAUUUCUUGCACGAUAUUCAGAUUGUUAUUAAACAGAUCAUCACCAAUCUCCAUCACAAUCAAGUUGUUCUUCUCCAAGAUGUUUGUAGGAAGGUAGCAAUUAACUUGAUGGCCAAUCAACUACUUGGAGUGUCGUCUGAAUCGGAAGUGAAUGAGAUAGCUCAGUCCUUCUCCGAUUUUGCGGAUGGUUGCCUUUCGGUUCCCAUUAAAUUGCCAGGAUUUGCUUAUUCCAAAGCAAUGAAGGCUAGGGAGAGUAUAAUAAGCAAGAUAAAGAGGACAAUGGAGAAUCAUAGGGUAGGGAAAUCGUGUCCAGAAAUUGGUAAUGGUGUAUUAGGAAGGCUGCUGGAUGAAGAAAGCUUACCUGAUGAGGCUGUCGGUGACUUUAUGAUAAACCUUCUAUUUGCGGGAAACGAGACCACUGCUAAAACCAUGCUUUUUUCUGUCUAUUUCCUCACACAAUGUCCCAGGGCCAUGGCUCAGCUCAUGGUAUUUAGUAUUUACACUGCAAACAUUAACAUUAAUUCUUCCAAGACAUGCACUUUGGCUUUAAUUUGUCUUGUCCCACGAAAACAGGAUGAGCAGCAGAAACUAAGGAGUGAAAGUGGAGAGAUGCUUACUUGGCAAGAUUACAAAUCCAUGCCUUUCACUCAAUGUGUAAUUGACGAAGCUCUACGCCUAGGUGGCAUUGCAAUAUGGUUGCUGAGAGAAGCCAAAGAAGAAGUUGAAUAUCAAGGUAAGUAUAGCACAUUCACGAUGACAAGAUAUUCAACAACAAUACUAAAGAUCGAAUUUGAUUCUUGUGCAGAUUAUGUGAUUCCUAAAGGAAGCUUUGUGGUGCCAUUUCUUUCAGCCGUCCAUUUAAGUGAAAAUUUGUACGAGGAUGCUCUUUGUUUCAACCCUUGGAGAUGGAUGGAACCAGAAAACGAGGAGAAGAGAAACUGGAGGAGCGGUCAAUAUUUUGCGCCAUUUGGGGGAGGGAGUAGGUUCUGUCCUGGGGCGGAGUUGGCUCGCCUACAGAUUGCACUCUUUCUUCAUUACUUCCUUACCACAUUCAGGUGGAAGCAGCUCAAGGAGGACAAGAUGUCUUUCUUUCCAUCAGCUCGAUUGGUGAAUGGCUUUCAAAUACAGUUGACUAAAAUAAACAGCUGAAAAACAAUGUCGAGGAUAUAUGAUUUGUGAACUUAUCGAGAGCCUAAGUAAUGUUCUCGGUCGGAUUUACACUUGUUUUUCAAAUACAAAAAAUAAUCAUCAUCUGUGAAUUGAUGAUUGCUAUUAGACAUGGAAA